Nymphalis io (European peacock) is the source of this 480-nucleotide messenger RNA. Its product is annotated as chorion class CA protein ERA.1-like. Gene Ontology annotation, molecular function: structural constituent of egg chorion. The coding region runs from base 55 to 435 and encodes 126 amino acids. Gene Ontology annotation, biological process: chorion-containing eggshell formation; multicellular organism development. NCBI's taxonomy places the organism in Eukaryota, Metazoa, Arthropoda, Insecta, Lepidoptera, Nymphalidae. The transcript has 2 exons. The record is from RefSeq and is a predicted model, not a curated record. Gene Ontology annotation, cellular component: egg chorion.
GUGAAUUCUCACAGUCAUUGUAUAUUCAGCUACUUUGAAUACGCACCAAGCAUCAUGUCUACCUUCGCUUUUCUCCUCCUCUGCAUCCAAGCUUGCUUGGUUCAGAAUGUAUACAGCCAGUGUCUUGGUGGACCUCUUGGUUGGGAAGGCGGUCUGGCUGGACCUCUCGGUUACGGAUGGGGUGCCGGACUUGCUGGUCCCGCUGGUUACGGAUUGGGCGCUGGUCUAGCUGCUCCUUGCGGCGCUGCCUACGGAGGUGCCGGUGUCGGUGAUGUAGCGGUUGCUGGUGAAAUGGGCGUCGCUGGUACCACCCUGGUUGCUGGUCAAGUGCCGAUCCUCGGUGCUGUUGAGUUCGGAGGUAUCGUGCCAGCCGCUGGAGCUGUUUCCAUUACCGGUAGCUGCGGCUGCGGCUGCAAUGGUGGUUACAUCUACUGAGAGGAAACUAAUAUGAUUAACGGAAAUAUGAUUUGUAAAAUAAAU